CGAAAAUUGCUUGGACCUGCUCUUCCCAGUCCUGCAUCUCCAUCAAUCUUCCAUCCGGAAUCCGUGCUGGAGCCACAGAAACGCACACCGCACGCUCUCCUUCACCAUGAACGCCGUUCCCGCCGCCGCAGCAUUACCCAAGGCGGCCGCUAUUCCCGCACGCCUUUUUCGGACUUCUCUACAAUGCUCUGCGAACCAAGGCUCGAAUUCGGUUCGACAUCCAAACAGAUCACGGUCCUAUUACUUCUCGACGCUUUCGUCUAAUGACGGCAGACGCCUGCGUGAUGGCCUGAAUAAUAAAAAAUGUGAAAGCGUUGUCUCAAGGACUUUCCAUACCACUCGCCCACUGGCAGCUAUUCCCGAUCCUUACAAGGUUCUAGGGGUGGAUAAGAAUGCGUCUGCAGGAGACAUAAAGAAGGCUUAUUAUGGCAUGGCUAAGAAAUAUCACCCGGAUACCAACAAGGACCCCAAUGCUAAGGAAAAAUUCGCGGAAGCUCAGUCAGCAUAUGAGCUGCUUUCCGAUACGAAGAAGCGAGAGAACUACGAUCGAUUCGGUUCCGCUGCCUUUGAUUCGAAUGGCGGCUUUGAUCCCAGCGCAGCCGGUGGGAAUCCAUUCUCCGGUGCCGGAGGGUUCCAUGGCUUCGGCAGUGGCUUUCCUGGUGGUUUUGCAGCGGAUAUCAACUUUGAGGAUCUGUUUGGGGCCUUCACUGGCGGCGCUCGCCGGGCGGGUAGAGGAGCUCGCGGCCCGUUCCAAGAAUCGAUUUUGGUUGGUGAGGAUAUCGAGGUCCAGACUAGCAUCUCGUUCAUGGAAGCUGCUAAGGGUACAACAAAAACUGUCACAAUAUCACCGUUAGUACAAUGUGGUAGCUGUCAUGGUGACGGGCUGAAGAAGGGUGCGAAACGCUCUCAAUGCCGACAAUGCAAUGGUUCUGGGACACGCGUUCAUUUCAUCCAAGGAGGUUUCCAAGUCGCCGCCACGUGCGAUGCUUGUGGAGGGACGGGCCUUACAGUUCCUCGAGGGUUUGAAUGUGGUACAUGCCAUGGUAAUGGUGUUAUCAGAGACCGCAAGACUGUCCAGGUGGACAUCCCCGGAGGUGUUGAGGAUGGGAUGCGGCUGAGAGUGGUGGGAGAGGGCGAUGCGCCUCCUUCUGGAACUGCUGCACCUGCUGGAACCCGUACCAAGCCUGGUGACCUCUAUGUUUCUAUUCGCGUGUCCCCCGACCAUCGAUUCAGCCGCUCUGGGUCGGAUAUCCUUUACACAGCUUCCAUUCCUCUUACGACUGCUAUCCUGGGAGGCGAAGCGACAGUGCCAACACUGGACGGUCAGGUUAAAGUCAGGGUGGCCACUGGUACGAACACCGGUGAUAAAAUCACGUUGUCGGGAAUGGGAAUGAAGAAGCUUGGUUCCCGAGGAAGGGGAUUCAACCCUAUGGGCGACUUGAAGGUUGAAUUCAAGGUUGCUAUGCCCAAGUAUCUAACCUCGAACCAGAGGACCAUCCUCGAGGUUCUUGCGGACGAAAUGGGCGACAAGACGGCCAAGCGGACUAUGAACAUUGGCAAGGACAGGUAGGUAGUCAUUCAUAAUUCUGUUCCCUUGGCCAUUGUCAAACGCUGAUGGGAUUAAACGAACAGCGCCACUGAAGCGCCCUCUGACUCCCACAAGGGUGAAGGCUUCCUCAAGUCUGCUUGGCAUAGGUUGACGAACGCCGCUCACAAGGCCUCGACGAGCGAGGAAGGGAAGCAGGAAUCAGAUGCGAGCAGCGACAAAGAGAAGGAUGAUCAAAGGAAAUAAUCAGGCUCAAACUGGUUCGUCCUGACUCCGAUUUCUCUGGUUCCGCUAUCAUAUUGUCAAUAAUACUACAGCGCCGGCGAGUUUGGCGUUUCCCUGUGUUGUGUGGAGGGUUCUCUGACAUCUUUGUAUCUAUAUAUUUUGGGGUCUCUUCUGGAUAGUAUCUGUGCAUUAAUAGAUGGACUGGGAUGAUGAUUUGGAAUGUAUGUACUGUACUAUAGCACCCGGAAACAUCUCUGCUCUCUG
Messenger RNA from Monascus purpureus, 2035 nucleotides. The record is from the annotation of a GenBank genome assembly. NCBI's taxonomy places the organism in Eukaryota, Fungi, Ascomycota, Eurotiomycetes, Eurotiales, Aspergillaceae.